This is a messenger RNA of Porites lobata, 5927 nucleotides long. The record is from the annotation of a GenBank genome assembly. Lineage: Eukaryota; Metazoa; Cnidaria; Anthozoa; Scleractinia; Poritidae.
GGCGGUAAAAAUGAAGGAAAGCUUCAGCAAACUACAGUGAUCUACAGUAAUGGAUAAUCCAACGUUUAAAUCGGUAAGUUUAAUUUCUUUUGGUGUUAUUUCUUUGUAUUCAAAGCUGUCAUUGUUACCGUAGAACCGCUGCUUUAAGCUUUUCAUCACUCGUUUCAAUUCCGGCGCCUCUGUUUGCCGGUAUAACACUCUAAACCACUGUCUAAAUCAGGGGAAAAAAUUAAAACAAAUCAUAGAAUAAGAUUUUGUCCUCGAAACUCAAACUGCCUGUUUAAAUUACAGAAAAAGAGUUCUUAUCCUAUGAUUUUUUUAAAUUUUUCGCGUAAAAUAAGAGAACUUUUUGUUAAAUUGAGAGAUUCGCAGCAGAGUGUAGGGUAAGCUCAUUGUGAUUUUCUUUUUUCAGGAAACUGUUAACAAGCUAUUGCUUAAUUUCUUUCGUGACAAGCAAAAAACAAAAUGUGAGUGAGACAUCAAGUUCAACUUAUGGGCGAGCUUGGAGUAGACUGAGGUCACUCAGCCAUAUAAACUAUGCCUACAGAUGUGACUAGGGAACCAAUUUAUAAGAUCAUGUUGAUUAUUGCUGUUGUUCAAUUUUAUCCUGAGCUUAAAUAUAUUUUAUUUCCUCUUUUGGAUAUGAUGAUUUAUUAUAAUGAGUUUGAAACAAAGGGAAAUAAAAUUUAAAGAAGUAUAAUUUUUUACAGUAGUCAAAUCCCUGUGGGGGGGGGGGGGUACUCCCUUACAAGGGGCUAAAAGGGAUAUGCCGCUGGAUGGAGUUGCAGUUUCACGACUGGAGUGACUAUAAUGGGGUUGUAUUUUCAAUAGAGUUACCAGAAUGGGGUCACAAAUUUUUGGGAUGAGCAGGGAUUCAAAAUGGGAAGAUUCUCGGUUAAAAAAUCAGAAUGUUGUUGUUUAUAAAAUUUAAUAAUAAGCUCACAUUGACUGCAUUACAUUCCGCCGCUUGAAACCACAUUGAUAAGGUAGAUGUAUAAAUAGAAAGUGACGAAGUUGGGAUCGCAAAAAUUACAUUUUCCAAAAAGUGACUAACAUGGGGUCUAUAGUUGGCCAAAAAAUAGACUAUGAUAGGGUUGGGGCUUUGAGAGGCUACUGGCAUAUACCCAGCAAACAUUAACCCAAGUACCCCCCCCCCCCUGGGGUCAAACCCCACUUUACGGACACCCCGUUGAGAAGAACACUUUCUGUGCCCCCCUCAGUGUCCGUAUUAAAAGGGGUUUUAUUGUAUCUACAGUCUCUAGCUUUGCUUAUAGGAGCCAAUAGGGUGCUUAAGCAAUGAUCACGGCGACGGCAAAAGGGUACGGCAAGAAAGCAAUGGGUUUAGAUUGGCAAAACAACAACUUUGCACAUGCAUUAUGCUUUUUUGAACAUUUGUUAACUGUCGUUGCAUGACUACAACAUGAGAGUGCCUUUUUUUCACGUUUUUCAAGGAUGGGAACACAAGACAACAGCGUUAUUAUUCAUUUCCUGAACUUUGAUACAGUCCUUUAGAAUUCAACUCCAAGAAAAUUUGCCAACAUCUGACCAAUUUUACUACACGGUUUUGGCUUACUUAAGGCCACAGCCUAGCUUAUUUUGACUUCUUGUCAAAUCAACUGCAUUAGUUUCCUUUUUCACAUAGGCAAUGGUGAUGCUUUAAAACUGAUGACAGAACUUCUUAGGAUUUUUAUUGCAGGUAUCAAAUAUUAUUGUUGCAACUCAUUCUCAUUAAUCUAUGUCUGCCCACAGAGACUAAAUUACUUGAGACUAGGUGGGGCACUUGUUGCGGGUGCACAAGGUUCUCUGCAGGGCCUCAAAAAUUAUUUAUAAUUUACCUAAGGACAUGGCAUCCAGUCAUGUGUUGAACUUUGCAAAUUGGACCACAAUCAGAUUAAACUACAAAUUGGAAAUAUACUAUUUUUCAACGCAAAUAAUGUUAUCCUUCCAGAUUACCUUUCUAAGAGAAUCUUUAGUAAGCAAGAAAGUUAUUUCUCAUUACAAGUGAGGACGUUGCUUUUAUUCUGAGAUACAAUAGCAGAUUCAUGAGACUCAUUAGCCUUUUUAUGUUAUGAUAUACAUUGCCAGCUAUUUCUUCUUGAUUUUUCACCUCAGUUGAUAGCUUGAGAUUGUUUUGCCAUAGCACUGAGAAACCUCCACUGAGAAACUUUUUAAUUUCCUUCUUUCUUUCUUUCUUGAAAGAGGGUGCAGCGAGAGCAGCACAGCAAGCUAAGGUAUAAUAGUUUAUAGAUGACCAACCUCUUUGAAUUUUAUACAAGUUUAUUACAGAAGAACCUCGAUAACUUGAACCCAGAUAACCCUGAAUUCCCCGCUAACUCAAACAAAAUUUCCCUUUCCUUGAUCAAAAUUACGCUGAAAUUUACCCCAAGACCUCAAAUUUCGCUCUAACUCGAACUGUUUUUUGUUUCCUUACAGAGUUCAAGUUACCUAGUUCUACUGUAUUUCUCUUCAACAGAAAAAAAGUGAAAAAAAGUCAACUCACUCACACGCACAUAGUUACACAAAUUCUCUUUCUGACAUGGUUUCCACUAGAACUGACAUGAAGUGUCCAUCAUAGAGAGCCAUCUGCCUUAUGGAGAGUCAGAAAAUGCCUAUUAAAGCAAUAACAAGAACUAUUCUAGGUGCCUGUUUUUAUCUUAGGUUGCUAAUGACGACAAAAUAUUUUGUUGCUUGGACAGUAUUUUUUUUUUUAAAAGAAGACUUACUCUAAUCAAUUUUGGUUCAGAAAAAAAAUCUGAGCCUUUUUUUUAGAAUCUUUUUCCCAUCUGGCAACAACCAUCAGGGCUAUUUAUAGAUUAAAAUGUUUGUAUCCUGGACACAACUAUAAUCUAUAAUCUUUCUGAAGAAUGGUCAUACAGGAAAAGUGAUGAUAAUAACGUGAACUCUUGCUCUUUUUCUAGGUUGAAUCCUCACCAACUGUAGAAACUGACCAUUUGGAAAAAAUCCUACCACAACUGGUAAGUGCAUCGAAGUCAGUCUUCCUCAUUAAAUUUCAUCUUAUCUUGUAAAUGGCCUCAUCAGACAGUAAUUAAUUUUUCCCAGUAAUGCUUCAAUGUAUGCAUCCCUUGAAACUUUUGCCUGCAAAUUUAUUACGUACUGAAAUGAAUUUUGUUGUUGUAGUACGUGGGCUUCACCAGCCUCGUUCCCAGUCAUCCUCAGUGAUUUUGAAUGUGACAUCGCCUGUCAAGCUUCAUGUUGGUGAGCACAAGGGGGCUUGGAACCAAGCGCGCUAUCAUGCUUGGUUCCAAUUCCCCUUCUGCUGACUUGGAUAGCAUGAACAGGCCUGGGAAUGAGGCUGGGUCUUCACUUCAGUUAUGACAGAGGAACUGUAUAUGAGAACUAUUUAAGCAUUAGAAAACGUUUCUUUGUCUCGGGUAUGCAUAAUUGCCGAGUAUUCUCCCAACCCCUCAAGUGUUUAUAUCAGGCUGUGCAAACAUGCCAAGAAAUAGAUAAUUAAUAAAUCGUUGUACUGACAAAAUCUAAUAGCAGCAAGUAGAUAAUUUGGAAGUAUGACUUGAAUAAAUUUAUGGGCAGAUACGUUUCCAUUAACAAUGGUUAGUCUUUGGGUUUAACCUUGUUUUAAAAGCACUAAGUGUGGUUUAAAGUUAGUGUGAUUUAAUUUUGUUUUCUUACGUUUUUGUGAACUUUAUUUUUCAGCUUCUUGACUUUUGAAAUUUUGAAAUCAAGACUGCAUAAAGCCACUAGAAGAGGCAAAAAGAAAGGAAAAUACUAAUCAUAGAAGGCAAAAAGGAAGGAAAUUGUCAAAAUCAUUGGACUUGACAUCUCACUGUCAACAAUGACUUAGUCUCAUGUUAUUUGUAAAUUACAAAACAACUGCCCUUAAUGAUAUAUCUGAAGGUCAGUCUCUAUGUAAAUUAAAGUACAGUUGACUCCUGAUUAAUUCGAUUUCGAGUUAUCAGAAGUCAACUGUAGUUGCUAAGCAGAGGUAAACUUCUUGUGUAUUGUUUAAUAAUGAGUGUAAGCUAAUAUAUAUGUUGUAGUUAAUUUUUUAUCUCAUGUAAUUUUUGUUUUUGUUUUGUUUUUUGGGUAUGGUAAUGUAUGCUAAUGAAGUUGAAACAAAGGAAACAAAAAUUACCCGAGAUAAAAAAUUAACUACAACAUAUAUACAUACUUUAAAUGUUUGAGUUAGUGCCCCACCCUCUACCAAGGAAAAUCACUGGAUUUACAGUAUAGAAGUAGAAUGCAAUAAUUGCAAGUCAUACCCAGUCAUUUUGAAAAGUCUUGUUGCAGAAAGUAGUAUAAAAUAAUGUGAUCAACGAUGGCCGAAGAAGUAAAAUUCGUAAAUGACUCCAUGACCUGUUUUAGCCAAUAGGGUGAUCAAAGGGGGUUAAAGAAUGCUGAUUUAUUAAAUAAAUCUUAGUCCUUGAAAAGUGUACUUUUUCCUUGAAAAAUCCUUGAAAAGUCCUUGCAUGAAAUUUGUUUAUCUGAAGUUGUACGGUUACUACGAACCAUGUAAUAAAGCUCAUGCUUAAAGUUGAAAAUCAAUAGCGUUGAUCGAUAUGUAAGCUUUCUUUUAGACGGACUGCAAAACAGCCAGGCUCCGAGAUAGUCGGGCCCGCUAAAAUUGAGAAAGCGCGAAGACGAAAAUAAAACAGAAGGAAACUUCCCUUCUGCCUUCCUUUUCCUCUUUUUCGCCCUGCCAACUUUUCGAGUGCCUUUUACUUUCGCGUCUUCCUCACUAUCUGAGGGCCUGGAACAGGCUAGGUUACAGAAAUAUGAGGCGGAGCCGCCGUGGAAAGCGUCUCAUCCCCAUUCUCCGUACAGCUUGGCAGCUUCUCUGACAAAACUUUGCUCGCGCUAACGAUCCCGCCGGCUUCGCAGGCUAGAGAGAUGAUAUUAUUAGCAUUACUGAAAAUCAGGACCGCCAUUUCGCCUACAUGGACCCGAAGUGCUGAAAAGGUAUACUGCUCAAAACAGGCGUUAAUGAAGGCGGCUUUUGGGAGCCGCCAAACCUGCCUGAUCGUCCCCUGUUGUACAGGCUACUGACAUUUUCAGUAGAAAAGUCUGUUGCCUGCGUGGCUCGAGAGAUUCAGAGUGCUGCACUUGAAAUCUGGAGGUCCCAUGCAAUAUUUCAAGCCCCGCCCCCCCUUGAGCACUGGCUCAUGCACCGCCGGAACGUCUGCAAAUUUUAUAUUCUUAAAGUGCGGUUUCCCUUUGCCUUUUGUCUGUUUGGUUGUUGUUGUUGUUGUUUUUGUUUUUUACUAUUUUCUGUGAAGCGUUAAGGUCAUCGAAAAGGGAGACUUAAGGCUUGUUGCGUUCCUAUGGAAUGAUCCGGAUAAGGAACUGAUCUGAAAUCACUCAGAUCUGUACAGUCAAACUCGGCAUACACACAUGAGUAAUGCCCUUGUUUCUGUAAGUUCUGACUGUAUUAUGGAACGAUCUAACCAUUAAGUGGAACGAUCUGGCUUGGAACGAUCAUGGAACAAAGUGGCUGGAUACUAGUACUUUCACUGAGGAGGGAGGGGGUGGGCCUUGGAAAGUGUUCGUAUUAUUGGAGUGUCCGUGUUUAAAAACGGUUCUUGUUAUGUAGGUCAAAAUACCCCUUUUUGAAACAAAAUACUAAAGAAAUAAAACAGAUCAUUACCAUCGUAAAAUUAAACGUCUCUAACCUUCACAAAGCCGUGAAGGACUGUGUCCACGGAAACACUCAAAAGUCGCUCAUUUAUAUGGCAUUACUUAAUCAAAAACCGUUCUCUUCAUAACUCGUUUGAUGCAAACAGAGUCUGAAAUUGACGUUAACAAUUCAUCUGUAGCGCUGGGAAAUUUACUUGUUGUCACCUGUCCGCGUUCCAUUAGCGAGGUUGACUUCAGUGAAUCUGUUGAUUGGACAAGAAACAAGUUUCCGUUGUCCGUCGUUUCGCCCUGACGGAACUCGAUUCACCCGAUGA